UUUACGCCAAGCAACCUGAUUGAACAACGAUUGCAAACUUAUCUGGCGUAUAUGGUAAUGCACUUUGUACCUGUGAUACUCGGUUAAUCAGUGCAUUCGGGCGAACACCAGCGUUUAAUCGUCGAGAAUUCCGACAACGGUGCAGCGGUACCAGAUUUCUCCAUAACCGAUUAUAACACCAUAACCAUGUCCUCAUCCGAUGGCAAACUUCGCUACGACGGCCGUGUGGCGGUGGUGACGGGAGCUGGCGCCGGUCUGGGCCGCGAGUACGCCCUCCUCUUCGCGGAACGCGGCGCCAAAGUGGUGGUCAACGAUCUGGGCGGCACCCAUUCCGGCGAGGGAGCCUCUCAGCGGGCCGCCGACAUUGUGGUGGAGGAGAUCCGCGCGGCUGGCGGCGAAGCGGUGGCCGAUUACAAUUCGGUGAUCGAUGGGGCAAAGGUCAUCGAGACGGCCGUGAAGGCCUUUGGACGCGUGGACAUCCUGGUUAACAACGCUGGCAUCCUGCGCGAUCGAAGUCUGGUGAAGACCAGCGAACAGGACUGGAAUUUGGUCAAUGAUGUCCAUCUGAAAGGCAGCUUCAAGUGCACCCAGGCUGCCUUUCCUUAUAUGAAGAAACAGAACUAUGGUCGCAUCAUCAUGACCUCUUCGAAUUCCGGCAUCUAUGGCAAUUUUGGCCAGGCCAAUUACUCGGCCGCCAAAAUGGGUCUCGUGGGACUGGCCAACACGGUGGCCAUCGAGGGGGCGCGCAAUAAUGUCCUGUGCAACGUGAUCGUGCCCACGGCCGCCAGUCGGAUGACCGAUGGCAUCCUGCCCGACUUUCUCUUCAACGAGCUGAAGCCCAAGCUGAUUGCCCCCGUGGUGGCCUAUCUGUGCCACGAGUCCUGCGAGGAUAAUGGCAGCUAUAUCGAGAGCGCCGCCGGCUGGGCCACCAAGGUGCACACUGUUCGCGGCAAGGGUUCGGUGCUGCGACCCUCGCUCGACGAUCCCGUGACCGUGGAGUAUGUGAGGGAUGUGUGGUCCAAGGUGACCGACAUGUCGCAGGCCAAGCACUUGAAUGCCAUCGCCGAGGCCUCUGGCACGCUGCUGGAAGUGCUCGAGAAGCUGAAGGAGGGCGGCGCCGGCGGAGCGGAUGUCGUGGAGGACACCUUCGAGUUUAAUAGCCGUGAGCUCAUCACCUACGCCUUGGGCAUUGGGGCAUCCGUGAAGAACGACAAGGAUAUGCGAUUCCUGUACGAAAAUGAUUCCGAUUUCUCGCCCAUUCCAUCGUUCUUCGUUCUGCCCGGCCUCCUGCUGGCCAUGUCCACCGACAAGCUGAUCAGCAAGGCCCUGCCCAACACGCAGGUCGACUUCUCCAACAUUCUGCACGGCGAACAGUAUCUGGAGAUCGUCGAUGAACUGCCCACCAGCGGCACUUUGCUGACCAGCGGUAAGGUCUUCGAUGUCAUGGACAAGGGCUCCGGUGCCGUGGUUGUGACCAAUACCGAAUCCUUUGACGAGAGCGGACGUCUGUUGGUGCGCAACCAGAGCAGCACAUUUGUCGUUGGCGCCGGCAAAUUCGGCGGCAAGAAGGAACCGAUUGCCGGCGUUGUGCCGCUGCAGCCGGCGCCCAAUCGCCAGCCGGAUGCCUCGGUUCAGUAUGCCACCAGUGAGGAUCAGGCGGCACUUUACCGCCUCUCCGGCGACCGCAAUCCCCUGCACAUCGAUCCCCAGAUGGCCCUGCUGGCCGGCUUCAAGCAACCCAUCCUCCAUGGUCUCUGCACGCUGGGCUACUCGGUGCGCGCUGUGUUGUCGCAGUAUGCAGGCAACGAUGCGGCUCUCUUCAAGGCCGUUAAGGUGCGCUUCUCGGGACCCGUGAUUCCCGGGCAGAGCCUGCGCAUCGACAUGUGGAAGCAGGGCAGUCGCAUCAACUUCCGCACCGUGGUCGUGGAGACCGGCAAGGAGGUCAUUUCCGGCGCCUAUGUCGACCUCAAGAGCGCUCCAGCCAAGCUGUAG
Drosophila takahashii is the source of this 1992-nucleotide messenger RNA. It is a transcript of the gene Mfe2, whose product is annotated as peroxisomal Multifunctional enzyme type 2. Gene Ontology annotation, molecular function: oxidoreductase activity. The record is from RefSeq and is a predicted model, not a curated record. NCBI's taxonomy places the organism in Eukaryota, Metazoa, Arthropoda, Insecta, Diptera, Drosophilidae.